UCCGCUAACUUCUGUGUGGUCAGCCAACCGAAGCAUGGGGUCCUUUGACUCAACCCUUUUCACUCGCUAACGUUAGCUAAAUAAUAACAAUGCCGAUAUGAUCGAUAUUUGCGGCUUAAUUUUCUAACAACGGGACUACCAGCCAGUACGGAACGGCGAAGUCUUCUCUGUAACCCGCACCUCCCCGACCAGCGUCCUGCGAACACUGCUAUCUGUGAUGUGAUUAUGAAUAACUGCCGUCGAGGGAAGUUAUAAUUGACAUUAUCAUAGCUGAAUGGCUACAACAGCAGCUUGUCCGCCUUCAUUUACCGCUUGUAUGCAGUUAUUUUAUUAGCCAUUUGAGCUCCGCGUCGGGAGGAACCGCUAUAUUUUCUUGGCGGAAAUAGCAGAAGACACCGCAUCCACAGCACUGUAGUUCACGUCCGAAAAGAUGUCUUUCUUCAAUUUUCGGAAGAUGUUCAAGUUCGGGCCUGAUAAGAAGAAGAAGCAGUAUGAACAUGUACACAGAGACGUCAACCCAGAGGAAAUUUGGGAAAUCAUUGGGGAACUGGGAGAUGGAGCAUUUGGGAAAGUGUUCAAGGCUCAGAACAAGCAGAAUGGGACCCUCGCUGCUGCCAAGGUUAUUGACACAAAGACAGAGGAUGAGUUGGAGGAUUACAUGGUCGAGAUUGACAUUCUGGCCUCCUGCAACCACCAUCACAUCGUCAAACUGCUGGACGCCUUCUAUUUCGAAGGCAAACUUUGGAUUCUGAUUGAGUUCUGUGCGGGUGGUGCAGUGGAUGCCAUCAUGCUGGAGCUGGAGAGGCCCCUGACAGAGCCCCAGAUCCGUGUGGUAUGCAAGCAGACCUUAGAGGCCUUGAUUUACCUCCAUGAGAGCAAGAUCAUCCACAGAGACUUGAAAGCCGGGAACAUUCUCCUCUCCUUGGAUGGAGAAGUGAAACUGGCUGACUUUGGGGUGUCUGCUAAAAAUACCAAGACGUUGCAGAGAAGAGACUCUUUCAUCGGCACUCCGUAUUGGAUGGCCCCAGAGGUGGUCAUGUGUGAAACUUCCAAGGAUCGUCCGUACGACUACAAGGCCGACAUCUGGUCUCUCGGGGUAACCCUGAUAGAGCUGGCGCAGAUUGAGCCACCCAACCACGAGAUGAAUCCCAUGAGAGUGCUGCUGAAAAUAGCCAAGUCCGAGCCGCCCACACUCAUGCAUCCCUCUCGCUGGUCACCAGAAUUCAACGACUUUCUGCGGAAAGCUCUUGAUAAGAAUGUGGACAAUAGGUGGGGCUCAGUACAGCUCCUACAGCAUCCUUUUGUCACCAGUGUAACUGAUAGCAGACCUCUCAGAGAGCUCAUUGCCGAGGCCAAAGCUGAAGUCACAGAGGAGAUCGAGGACAGCAAAGAAGAGGAGGAGGAGGAAGAGCCUGAUACACCGGUGGCGGCUCCUGGACACAAGCGAGCACCAUCAGAUGCCAGUGUGGCCAGCUCAGAGGAUGACAAAGUCCCACCGACUCCCUCCGCACUGGAAUCUGUUACAGAAAAUACAGAAGUCGAGCAUGCUGAGGACCGGACCAGUGAUAAGCUCUCUGAUGAAGGACUUGGUACAAGUGAGGUAGACAAGACUGAAGAGGAGAAACUCAAUGAGGUGUCUGAUGCCAGUAAUGAAGACCUGGGGCCUGUGCUAAUAGAGCCCACCAAGGUCUUGAUCUCACAAGAUCCAACAGAGCUUAAACCAGAAGGUGGUCAAGAUGAAGAGAUUCCUGCUGAGCCUGUACUCUCACAGCCAGAAGAACCUGAAGAGAAAGUGGAUACUGAAGAACUUGUUACAGAUGGUCAAGAAAGAGAGGAGGGACAAAAGGAGACACAAGAAGAGACAACAGAGGAUGAACCUACCCAAGUAAUAGAAGAAGAAAGAGGACACAAAGAGGUGAAAGAAGAGGAGGAAAAAGAAGCAGGUACAGAAGAAGAAUCCAGAGAAUCACAAGAGCAACCUGAAGAUGCACCAGAAGAACCAGACUCCAUACCAGUAGGAGUGGCACAAGUAGAAGAAGAAAGCAAAGAACCAGAUGAAGAGAUACCUCAACAAAAGAUGACAGAAGACACAGCUGAUGGCACAGAUGUAAAUGCAGAUACAGAGAAUAUAGAAUCAAAUGUAUUGGACACAAACAUAAAUGGUAGUGUAGCUGAAUCCCCCACUGAGGUUUUGCUGGAGAAGGAGGCCAUCGAAAGUCAGCCAGAGGAGAAUCCUGAGGAUGGGCCUCCUGGGGAGGUGGAACAGCCUGAACAAGACAAUCAGCCCAGAGAGGAGGAUGAAGUAAAGGACCUGGCACCAACUGAAUCCACAAAUGGAGUCAGUGACGAAGCCAAAGACACCUCUGAAGAACAAGUGGUCCCAUGUACAGAUGCUCCUGUGAAGGAAGAGGAGGAGAAAGCCAACCGUGCAGAUGAGAGCACUUCCCAAGAUGCUGUCUCUGUCCCGGAGAGUGAAACGGAUUCAGAAAGCAAGAUUGAACAUGGUAGUCCUGCUGUGAUCAAGCCAGAUGUAGAGAAGGACUCUGAUUCUGGAAGCAGCUCUGCUGCUGAUAGCAACAGCCUUGACCUCAAUCUGUCCAUCUCCAGCUUCCUGUCUAAGAGCAAAGAGGGAGGUUCUGUGUCUAUGCAGGAGUCAAAACGUCAGAAGAAGACCCUGAAGAAGACACGUAAGUUCAUGGUGGAUGGUGUGGAGGUCAGUGUCACAACGUCAAAGAUAGUGACAGAUAACGACACCAAGAACGAGGAGAUGAGGUUCCUGAGGCGGCAAGAGUUGAGAGAGUUGCGCCUCCUGCAGAAAGAGGAGCAGAGGGCCCAGCAGCAGCUGAGCAACAAGCUGCAGCAGCAGAGAGAGCAGAUCUACCGGCGCUUUGAACAGGAAACUGCUGCUAAGAAGCGUCAGUAUGACCAAGAGGUGGAGAAUCUUGAGAAGAAGCAGAAGCAGACCAUUGAGCGACUGGAACAGGAUCACACCAGCCGUCUCCGAGACGAAGCCAAACGCAUCAAAGCGGAUCAAGACAAGGAGCUUUCCAAGUUCCAAAACAUGCUGAAGAACCGCAAGAAAGAGGCCAAACAGGAAGUUGGACAGUCACCCAAACACAUGAGAAGAGAGCUCAUGAAACGCUUAAAGGAGGACCUGUCUCUCCUUAAGACUGCAGAGGAGCAGGAGUUCCUACAGAAGCAGCAGCAAGAACUGGACGGAGCUCUGAAGAAAAUCAUCCAGCAGCAUAAAAUGGAGAUCGCCACUAUUGAGAGAGACUGCCUCAACCACAAGCAGCAGCUGAUGAGAGCUCGAGAGGCAGCCAUGUGGGAGCUGGAGGAACGCCACCUGCAGGAGAAGCACCAGCAGCUGAAGCAGCAGCUGAAAGACCAGUACUUCCUGCAGAGACACCAGCUGCUGAAGAGGCACGAGAAAGAAAUGGAGCAGAUGCAGCGCUACAACCAGCGGUUGGUAGAGGAGAUGAAGAACAAGCAGACUCAAGAGAGGGUUCGUCUGCCCAAGAUCCAACGCAGCGAAGCCAAGACCCGCAUGGCCAUGUUCAAGAAGAGCCUGCGGAUCACCGCCGCUGCCGCCAUCACCCUGGAGCAGGAGAGAGAGCGGAUAAAGCAGUUUGCUUCUCAGGAGGAAAAGAGGCAGAAGAACGAGAGGCUGCAUCAACACCAGAAACACGAGAACCAGAUGAGGGAUCUGCAGCUGCAGUGUGACUCAAACAUCAGGGAGCUGCAGCAGCUACAGAAUGAGAAAUGCCACCUUCUGAUUGAACAUGAGACCCAAAAGCUGAAGGAGCUGGACGAGGAGCACAGCCAAGAGAUAAAGGAGUGGAGAGAGAAGCUAAGGCCCAGGAAGAAGGCGUUAGAGGAGGAGUUCACACGGAAGCUGCAGGAGCAGGAGGUCUUCUUCAAGAUGAGCGGCGAAUCCGAAUGCCUUAACCCCACCACCCAGAGUCGAGUGUCCAAAUUCUACCCCAUCCCAAACCUGCACAACUCAGGUUUAUAGCCCCGUGUCUGCCUGUGCUACCACACAGACUCUGAUCGAACAUGGCUGCGCUCCUGGUGGAGCGCCAUCAUUUCUGCGACCGUCACUGAUAAACAUGAAAAUGUCUUCACUGCUUUGACUCCACAGUUAGUGAGCAUGACGUGCCUACACACCGUUCCCUCACUUAAUCCGUUUUUCUCAGCUUGUGGGGAAACAGCUAAUGGAUAAUGUGCACUUUUUUGAGCAAAUUUGGUUCAAAUUCUUAAAGUGUGCAGUUGGUAGUUAAGGCCAAUUAUGCUUAUCAGAUUAUUGAAAGCACAGGCUGCUACAGUAUGAAUGAUCUCCAGUGCCUCAUUUUUUUCUGCAUUUAGGCCCUUUCCUGCUUUUUUUACAGCUUGCAGUAAAUACAGAGCCCCCUGAAUGCCUUGCACUUAAAUAGCUGGUUAUCAUUUCCACCCAUUAUCACAAGAGAGAUUUUAAUCAAUUUUACAUAAGCUUGUGAUUGAACUCUGAGAUGUUGUUUUGCUGCACGUUAGGCAUAGCUGGUUUUAGGGAGAUGUGCUGAUGAGUCAGCUGACUCUGUAGUUGUAAGACUUUGUCAUGUCUGCGUAGUUUUACACGCGCACAGGAGUCAAAAGCAGCAGCGUGUUGGGAUCAUAAGGCUGUGAUAUCCAAUCAAAAGGAUUGUACUGUGUUGUAAAUGAUGAGUGAAAUGUUACAUGUGUGCACCUACAUAUGAAGUUUAAUCAGAUACUGUGCUUACCAUGAGGAGUUUACAGUUUUAAGAACAAAAAUUUGAUGCUGUAGUGUUUCAGUGACUCCCAAACUUCCCCAGUUUAGUUAAACCCAGAGGUGAGCUGUUCAUGGAGAAUGAUGAAAUACUUCUUUUCUCUCUAUAUAUACAGUAUAUAUAUAUAUAGAAAAUAAAUCACUUUACCUUCUGGGAGUUCGGUUGAGCAGUGGUCUCACUUUGUUGUGAAGACAAAUGAAUAUUUAAGGAAUGUAAAGCUGUUGAUUUGCACUGUUUUUCCGCUUGAGCUAAAGAAAAAAUAUGCAGUAGUAAACUGUCAAUGUGUUUUUGACAGCGAGUCACUUUUGUCUCACCCAGGCCUGUUCAAACUCCAAACUGACUGAGUCCUUUCAGCAUUUUUGCCUGUUUUUUUACUCAUUAUUUGACUUUUUUUUUUCAAAUGUGCCCUUAGUAUUUUACGACCACAUCUAGUUUUCUAAACAUGUACUCCUGAUGUAUUGAUGCUAUAAUCGCUCUUUUUGGUGAGCCUUUCCUGUCGUUGAGACCAGUGUUGUAUGAGAGGUGAAAUGCUGUAUCUGUACCUGUAUGAAUUUCCACAUGUGAGGAGAUGUACUUCGCUGUAUUUUAUGAGCAAAGUAUUGACGAUUCACAAAAAGAGACCUACUUCAAGAUAACCUGAUACGUUUAUUUUGCCACAUCGGUGCAUGUUAUCAUUUCUGUACGCUGACAUUAACAUUGACUGGUGUUUUGUCAUGAAUGCUGGAUUUUUAUUGGGGUUAUUGGAGACUGUGUCUUGUGAAUUACACCAUACGCCCCAUAGAUUUCAAAUAUUUUUUUAUUUCGUUAAGUUACAGCAUUUGGAUGUGUCGACCACUUGUCAUUCUACCACAAUGAAUAUUCUUAGUAUAUGCAUUUUUUGAUGUCAGAUCAAAUGUAUUUAAAGUGUCUUUAUAAAUGGACAUUUUUUUUUGUUGUAAAUAAAAUAUUGACUGUU
Chelmon rostratus (copperband butterflyfish) is the source of this 5739-nucleotide messenger RNA. RefSeq names its product STE20-like kinase a (gene slka). The transcript has 19 exons. The record is from RefSeq and is a predicted model, not a curated record. Gene Ontology annotation, molecular function: protein serine/threonine kinase activity; ATP binding. The coding region runs from base 431 to 4015 and encodes 1194 amino acids. NCBI's taxonomy places the organism in Eukaryota, Metazoa, Chordata, Actinopteri, Chaetodontiformes, Chaetodontidae. Gene Ontology annotation, biological process: protein phosphorylation.